This is a messenger RNA of Cladocopium goreaui, 1179 nucleotides long. Lineage: Eukaryota; Dinophyceae; Suessiales; Symbiodiniaceae. The record is from the annotation of a GenBank genome assembly.
AUGGCCGUGCUGUCUAAGCCAGCCCAGCCGGCAAAACCCACCGGUCUCAAGGUAACUGUCAGGGCAGACAAGAGCCUAGAAGUUCGCUGGGAAGCAGAUGGUGAAAUUGUCAUGUUUGUGCUGGACCAGCGCUUCUACCAAAUGGGAACCUUUGGUUGGGGCAAACCCGAUCAUUCCUUUGUCCAUGAAGUGAACCGUGAAGAGAAUGGCUGUGCGAAACUUGUGCCGUUUCCGGCCACUGUUCCCAAAACGCAGCCUUGGGUUAUGACCCUGACGCUGAAGGCCAAGUCUCAAGAUGGUGUGCUCAGUGAUCCCGCGGAAAUUCAGCUUGCUUGGGAUGAUGAACAAACCGAGGGGGCGACCAGCAAGGACCUUUAUCAACGAAGCAUCAACUUUGAGAGGAAUCAAGUUGCACCCUUUUUGCAAGCCAAACGAAAACUCAAGAUCCUUCUUAUCGGAGGCCAGCAUCAUGGCAAAUCAUCCUUAGGCAAUCACCUUGAUCGCUGCUUCCACAGUGACUUGAAACGUUUUGAUCAGUUGGACCAAGCCCCAGCCGGUACUGAUGAGAGGACAAUGGGAACAAAGAGUCUCAAACUUCCAGUUGGCUCCAACGAAAUCACAUUCAUCGACACCCCGGCUUUUUCCGCAAUGGAUGAGGAGACCAUGAAGAGGCUGCACACGCUUCUGUCAAUUCACACCCCAGAGGGCACACGGCGGCAGAAUUUGACAGACAAUUUGGAACAAGACACUUGGGGCUUCUCUGGAAAGCCUCCGCAUGCGGCCAUUGUGGUCGUGUCACUUCUUCACUGGCGGGAUCAACAGGAUGAGAUGCAAAAGUACUUACGCAAGACGGCAGACGUUUUCAAGAAUGCAUCGUGGAAGACCGUCGAGUUCCCCUAUGUGGUGGCUGCUACGCACCGGGAUGAGUUCUUGAAGGAUGUCCAGAAAGAAGAUCCAAUGAGUGCUUUGCAAAAGGCUGUGGCUGGAAUCAAGAAAUUCGCCUUGACAGAUCACGUCUAUGCGAUCACCAACUACAAGCGAGGCAGCCUGGCCAGCGCAGCCGUCAACGAAGAGACGUUUGAUUUGCUGGCGCAGCUGGCACAAGUCCCAGCAGCUGGCUGCCCGAAUUUUGUCAUUCUGGCAACCCUGGACUUCCUGGACGAUUCAACAGCUGGUUGA